UGCUAAGCUAUUGAAAAAGCUUUAAAAUUCGAAUGAAACAUCUGCUUGAAAAGUUGAUUUCAUUUCUGUCAUAUUUUUUUACGUAAGUAAAAAGGCUUACUACGACUACAUUUGGGCAGAAAUACCCGACGAAAAUAAUUUGCAUGGCAAUCCAUUUCCCGUUGUGUAUGUCAACACUGAGUAAACGGCUGGUUCUUGCCAAAAGGAGUAUUAUCACAAGCCUUGCAUUUGUAUUGGCAAAGGAUAUUUCGGACCGAUAUCCAGCCACUGACAAUUUUCUAGAAGGUUGCAUUUGGUUCAGCUUACAGGAACUAAACUCAUCCAACGGAAAAAAUAAUGAUGACGAGAAGCUGUCAGUUGUGGGGAACACUCCUGUUAUCAAUAACUAUGUUGAGUUUUGAGCUGGGCGGUGAGGUUUGCGAGAAGGCUAAAUGUAGCUCGAGAUGUAAAAAUCAUGGCGAUCAUUGUAAUCUGCUCUGGAAUUGCAGCAGUGUUAAUUAUAAUUGUUCUAUGAACUGCGAGGGGAAAGGGUGUAAACAGACGUGCAAUACUGGAGUAGAAGUAUGUGAAAUGAAUCUAGAGUGUAAAGGCGACGAUUGUGACCAAACCUGCAUGGCUAACACGUGUAAACUGAACUGCAGCGGGAAAAAUUGUAAAAAACAGAGGUGCCUUAAAGAAGGCGGACUUGCAUGUGAAAUGGAUCUAGAAUGUAAUGGUCAGGAUUGUGAACAAAUCUGCAACGCUCAUAAAUGUAACCUGAACUGCAGCGGGAGAAGUUGUAAAAAACAAAAGUGCGAAGGUAAAGGAGAUGUAUGCGAAAUGCAUCUAGAAUGUAACAACCAGGAUUGUGAACAAAUCUGCGAAGCUAAAAAAUGUAACCUGACCUGCAGCGGGAAAAAAUGUAAAACGCAAAAUUGCACAAAAAACGCAGAAUGCAAUAAGCGAUGGAAUGCUAACGAUUGUACACAGAUGUUUGAUGGUCACUCCAUCACCUCAGAUUCAUACAUGUCGAAUAUUGUGACAUCUAUUGGGGCUUCAACGAUUCGAGUGUUCACGACUAAAAUUUCAACAGGAGAUGAAACAGAAGCUUACACUUUGUUGCAAUCAAUGUCGCAGUCACCUUUAUCAUUAAUCUCACCUUCACCAUUACUAUCAUCUUCAUCACACUCACCAUCAGCAGCAAUAUUACCAGCAGAGGCAUCAGCAUCUCCAUCAACACUAUUACUAUCAUCAUCAAAGCCAGCAGCAACCCAACAGCAACAUCAGCAUUAG
Pocillopora damicornis (cauliflower coral) is the source of this 1272-nucleotide messenger RNA. RefSeq lists its product as uncharacterized. The record is from RefSeq and is a predicted model, not a curated record. Lineage: Eukaryota; Metazoa; Cnidaria; Anthozoa; Scleractinia; Pocilloporidae.